This is a messenger RNA of Eupeodes corollae, 4386 nucleotides long. RefSeq names its product condensin complex subunit 1 (gene Cap-D2). Lineage: Eukaryota; Metazoa; Arthropoda; Insecta; Diptera; Syrphidae. The transcript is spliced from 8 exons. Gene Ontology annotation, molecular function: histone binding. Bases 107 to 4294 code for a protein of 1395 amino acids. Gene Ontology annotation, cellular component: condensed chromosome, centromeric region; nucleus. The record is from RefSeq and is a predicted model, not a curated record. Gene Ontology annotation, biological process: mitotic cell cycle; mitotic chromosome condensation; meiotic chromosome condensation.
AAAACGGGUACAGCGAAGCGAAGCGACAAGGAGCCAAAAACAAACCCAAGCUAGCGGAGUUAUUCGUUUAUUUAUAUUUAUUUCUUGUAAAAAGUAUUAUUUUGCAAUGAAUUUUCAAUUUGUUAUACCGUGUUCAAACUCUGAGUUGUUAAAUUCAGAAGGGGACAAUUACUAUGUUAAACAUGUCUAUUCCCCCAAUGAUAUUCCAGAUCAAUUAAGAGAAUGUAGAAAAGCUAUUACUAAUGGUGGAGAUCCUUUUUACAUAUUUGACAAUUUCGACACGUUCUUUUCGGUUUUGGAAAAUGCCGCAACAACACAGGUUAUUUAUCUUAUGAGGACCUUCGACUUGCUUUUUGUAACUGCCGAUAAAAUGGGACAAAAAUUAUCGCAGUUCUUGGCAACCACUGAUGCAGUCCCUGGAGCACCUGAUCGGAAUGCUUAUUUGAAUCUUAUAAAAAUGACGAUGUACCUUUUUGUUAAUACAGUCAAAGCUAUUGAUCAAGUGAUUGUUCAAGCCGGGAACAUGAAAAAAGGAAAAAAGAAUGGUCCUGAUCUUGAAUCUCAUCCAGAUUGGGAACAAAAGAGAUAUAAGUUUCUGGUGCAAAUAUUCAAUUUGAUGCAGUUACCCUUGGAACGCUUGUGGAAUCCACCAAUACCGGAGGAGGCAUUUGUUAACCUACUCACAGACAUUUCCUAUCGUACGCUUGAAAUGCAAACCUCAGCGACUCGGGAAAAGCAUUUAAGUGAUACAUUGUUUCAAAUUUUUGGUACUGCAAUUAAGCGUUUUAAUCACGCCAUAACAUUUCCUGUGCGUAUUCUACAAAUCUUAAGAACUUGUGAGAACGCUGCAGCUCCCAUCGCUAACGGCAUACACCUUUUGCACGAAGACUAUGGCAUAUCGACCAUAUUCUCUGUUCUUAUCCGAGACAUUGUUGAAUCGUUGACUGUUGAGUCGGCAGACACAGCGAUCUCUAGAAAUUUUUCAAAUUUUCUUACCGAAUUGAGUUGCACAUCGCCUAAAAUGAUGAUUCCCCAUUUAUCAACACUGAGCGAAGAGCUAUUGAAUUGUGAAUCACACGUGCUCCGUAAUUGUAUAUUACAAAUAAUGGGUGAAGCCAUAAUCGGUGAACUGACUUCGGAAGAGUUGACCGAAGAUUUGAAAGAAGCGCGAGAUGAAUUUUUGGAGAAUCUACUGCUUCACAUAAACGACGUUUCGGCGCAUGUUCGUGCUAAAGUUUUACAAAUCUGGACCCAUAUGAAGGAGGAAAACGCUGUGCCUCUGUCAUUUCAGCAUAAAGUCCUCAGUGAAACGGUUGAUCGUUUGGAGGAUAAAACUUCCAGUGUUAGAAAGAAUGCAGUGAUUUUAAUUAAAUCGUUUCUUGAGCGAAAUCCAUUUGCAGCUAAGCUAACUUUGCAAGAAUUAAUUAAGAAACAUGAAGAAGAAUGUGCCAAAAUGGAGCAACUCAGUGAAGUUUUGGCCGAGGAACGAAAAAAAGCUGAAAAAUUGGACGAGGAAUGGAAUACGAUAAUACCAGAGCUGUUUCCGUUUGUCGAAGAAAAUCUUGUUCAAUGUACUCAAGAAUCACACGAGACUCAAGAAAAUUAUGAAGAUCUUGUUUCCAGAAUUUCAGGAUUAUUGAUUGAGAAGAAAUAUAAAGAUGCUGUCGGGCUUGUGAGGAAAGCUGAUUUUGUGGCUGGCAAUUCUGAAUUAAGGCAUAGUCUAAAACUAGAAGAACAGUGUGCGUACUACAUAGCUCUACUUAAAUCGUAUAUGUUUUUGGCAAACGGAUGUAGUGACAGUAACGAAGAGUUUGGAACACAAAUAAAAACGGUUCAAUUUCUUCAAGAUUCCAUUGAAUUCUCAAAGGUUAUCACAAAAGCAGUGCCAAAAAUCCAAGAGAUGCUACUUUCAAAGACAAACAGUGAUGUGUUCGAAGCAGUUGAUCUUUUCACAACUGGAUACCUUUUCGGUAUCAAAGGAACAGAGUGUGGAAUGCGCCGCAUGUUGUACUUGGUGUGGUCAAGUGAUAAAGAAAAACGGGAUGCUGUUUCAAACGCCUACAAAAAAGUUCUGUUUACCACCGACGAGACAGGAAGAGCUCACGCGAUUAAGGCUGUUCAAAAUCUGUGUAGAUUCUUUGACGAUUUACUCUACGGACACUAUACUGCAAUGGAGUGUUUAGUGCGAGAAUGGGUACUAAGUGACGAUAUUGAUUCUGUUAUUAUUCAAGUCCUCUUUGAGCGAUUUACCUUGAAACUCGAAAACACAACCGAAAACGAAUCUCGCCAGGCAUUGCAACUGCUUAUAAUGGCUUCCAAUGCCAAAUCCUCCAUUGCAUCGUCGAACAUUCCCACCAUCGAAACGAUAUUGCUGAGUGAUCGGUCUAAAAAAGAUCCCCGCCUCUAUACCGGUUGUUUGGAGUUCCUUUUGAAUUCAGUUGAUCAAUCGACUAACUCAAAAUACUACAAACGGAUGGAAGCCGACAAUCCUCUCGUCCAGAAUGUUGUAACGUACUUCCAAAAGUUCUUCUUCCAUCCACGAGUUCCAGACUUUGACAAAUUGACAAUGAAAACGAUUGAAUUUUUCUACCAUCUGUGUCAGCAACCUGAUAUCAUUUCACAAAACAUAGUUGUUGAAUUGUCGCGUAAAUUCAAAGAAUUUGUAAUCAAGGUAGAUGAAUUGCGUGCCACACAAUUUUCCCAGGUUUCCGAUAGCCAGCAAAGUGGCACUGAAGAGCCGAAUGCUGUGAAAAUGCGAAUGCCAACAUUCUUACUAUCUCGCUUUAUGUUCCUCAUCGGGCACAUGACAAUGAAAGAGAUGAUAUUCCUCGAUAUUGAUGUGUAUAAUAAUAUGAAAUUCCGACAAGAACUCACGGAGGAAAAGAAAAAUGCCAAAAAGAAAAACGCUGCUUUCAAUCAGAAUAAAAGAAAAACCAAUCAUAACAUGUCCGCAACCGAAUCUCUGAAGAGACUUUCGGGAACUACUGCUGAGCCCCAACAGGAGCCUGACGAUGAUCUUGUUGGAGCAACUGCAGAAGACAGCAUUGCAGAACUUAUUAAUCACAUAUGCGAAGAUGUCAUUUUGUAUGAUGAAAAGAGUCUUUUGGCCAAAAUGGUGCCGUAUGUGACGGAAAUCUGCAAAUAUCCUUCGAAGUAUAAAGAUUUGCAUUUGCAGCAGGCAGCCACGUUGACUCUCAUUCGUUUUAUGUCGGUUUCGUCGAAGUUUUGCGAGACUCGAAUGCCUUUUCUGAUGAACAUUCUGAACUGCACAAAGAACACCAAAAUCAAGUGCAACAUUGUUGUAGGCCUUUCCGAUCUUACUUUCCGUUUCCCAAACGCUAUUGAACCAUGGACCGGUCACUUCUAUUCAACGCUACAUGAAUCUAACGAUGAGAUUCGACUGACCGCCGUUAAGAUGCUAAGUCACUUGAUUCUGCACGAAAUGAUCCGAGUUAAGGGUCAGAUAGCCGACUUGGCCAUGUGUAUUGUUGAUCCACAUGACGAAAUCAAGGAUAUAACUCAACAAUUCUUCAAAGAAAUAGCAAAUAAAUCGAAUAUCCUAUAUAACGUACUACCUGACAUAAUUUCCAAACUAAGCGACACCAACAUAAACAUCGAAGAGGAGAAAUAUCGAAUUAUAAUGCGAUACAUCUUAGGACUCAUUCAAAAAGACCGACAAGUCGAGAGUUUGGUUGAAAAGUUGUGUCUUCGAUUCAAAGUAACAACUGAGGAGAGGCAGUGGCGCGACAUUUCCUUCUGCUUAAGUUUAUUGAAUUACAACGAAAAAACCAUUAAGAAACUAAUUGACAACAUUCAACAGUUUAAGGACAAAGUUCAGGUUGAUGAGGUGUAUCAAGCUUUUAAGACGAUUAUUACAAAUACCUCGAAAAUGGCGAAGCCGGAGCUUAAAGCCAUAAUAACAGAAUUCGAGAGUCGCCUUAAUGAAUGCCUUGAGGUAAGAGAUGAUAUUGCCGACCCAAAUUUGAGUGAAAACGCCGAAAGUCGGGGAGCGGAAGCCACCAAUGCUAACAGAAAAGUAAAUAGGAAAGAAACAAAAAAGAAACAGCCUAAAAAGGGAGGUCGCAAAAAAGUUCAAGAAGAAUCAGAAAGUGAAGAAAGUUCUGCGGAAACGACGUCUUCGGAGGAAGAACGUAGACCAGCACCAAGUUCAUCAAAGCCCACACAAUCUUCAUCGAAACAAAAAUCAAGACGGUCCAUACGGGUAAUUGAAGAAUCCAAUAGUUCAGAUGAAGAGCAAAUUCCACAGAGAAAAAAGGGGCGUAACAGAAAAUGAUAUCACACAGUUGUUAAGAUUUUGAAAAUAAGCUUACAAAUUGUGAUUUCAAAAUUACCUAAAAAUAAUAAACUGGACAACAUUGUGUUUAA